Oryza brachyantha (malo sina) is the source of this 1764-nucleotide messenger RNA. RefSeq lists its product as uncharacterized. NCBI's taxonomy places the organism in Eukaryota, Viridiplantae, Streptophyta, Magnoliopsida, Poales, Poaceae. The record is from RefSeq and is a predicted model, not a curated record. The transcript has 3 exons. Bases 75 to 1406 code for a protein of 443 amino acids.
CUCAAGAUUUUCCUCCUCUCCCUGUUCGCUCCAAGCUGAGUGCAAACCACCGUGCCACCGCUCCUAGGUGGGGGAUGGAGGCUCUAUCCUCCCGUCCCGAUGCUGACUCCAUGGUGAUAUCCUCCACGGGAGAGGUUGAGCACCUCAGGCAGCGCUUCUCCUCGCAAUCAGUUGUUGCUUGGUCUGUGGGAGAAACGGCCGAUAGAGUCGACAUCAACACCUUCCCUGACGAUGUUCGUAUCGCCUUCCGCAUCCACCGCCUCGACAUCCAAGUGACAAAAUAUCAUCCAGAAGACUACUUCGUCACGCUGUCCAAGCAGGCCGAUCGGGAAUCCAUUCUCCGUCAGUCAAGGUUGGAAACGCCAUCGGGGAGGGUGUAUCAGUUCAGUCCCUGGACUGAGCGCCGCCACGGACAGCGCGUCAAGCUCAGGUAUCGGGUCCGCCUCUGCCUAGAGGGGAUUCCGAUGCAUGGACGAACGGAAGCAGUGGCGGCAAAGGCGGUGGGAAGACAGUGCUCUGUCCACUAUGUGGAGGAGUAUUCUCGCCGUCGUACCUACAAUCGUACUUACGAUUUAUGGGUGAGGACUGCAGACUUGUCCUACAUCCACAAGGCAUCUUGGCUGACCCUCACUGACGCCGACGAGGAGCUACCAUCCACGGAGAUUCCACUCGUAGAGCUGGAACCACACCGGAAUCCACUACCAGAAGGAGAGAAACGAGGUGAGCUCUAUUUUGUUUUGAUCCAUGUUGAUACUGUGGAGGAUCUGCGUACCAUGGAAUCCAGGUCCUUUCCGUGGCGUUAUGGGGUCCAGGAUGCUUUUGAUCGCCUUCCCCCUCAGCCUCGGACAAGCUGGACAGAACCAGACCCGGCGUGGGGGCCAGAUGAUGACGCGGACAGAGACCGUCGCUCUCGAGGGCGUCACAGAAGCAGAUCACUGCAAGGACGCUUCGAGGGCCGCUCGUCAAGUCGCAGCAGAGAGCCGGAGCAAAGAGAGCGCCAAGUCCAAAACCAAGACAACAGGGGCAGGGACCGCACAAGACAUAGGGCGUCCCACCGCAGUCGCAGCCGCCGCUCUCGUGAGCCACUCAACCCUCCCCCUAACAUGGUUGAACCCCGCCCGGCUUCGCCCACCCCGGCAACACCUACCCCACCGUCACCGACUGAAGAAGCAGUCCGGCAACUGCAGGCAGCAGAGCUGUUCCUAGACAGGGUGACGACACCGACACCGGCGCCCAUCCUCCCGACCCCUCCGGCAGCUGCACGCAGACUCUGCAAAUCCAAGCACUUCAACAAACCGCUUCCGCCAGAUUCACUCAAGACAAUCAUGGCCUUGGUGGAAAAGGGAGGCUGCAAGGCGAUGCGCCUCAAGAGCGCAAAGAAGAAGGCAACGGUGGUACCGAUCUGAAGCGUUUUCAGCCGGCCUGAAGAGUGAUCAACCACCACAAAAUAUGCUACCUCUACAAUGUCUGCCAAGCGAUCCACCUGCCAGUUUUUUCUCCUGUUUCCCCAAGUCUCAAUGUACCCCUUUUAGUCUGUACCCUGCUAUCUCACCAAGAACUUUUAGCCCCCUCUCUAUUAGUACGUCAGUUAGUGACACCUUACAAGCUGCAGUGUUUUCUUUGUCACUAUGUUUCGGCCAGGGAGCCCGGCUGUGUUUUAGUACAAAAAAGACCUGUAAGCUCUAUUACCAGUUGCUUGAUACCCUUCCGUGAUGUCUCAAGUGAAUUUUAAGCUCUUUAAUUGGAAUGUGAGAGGCCUUAAUA